Messenger RNA from Podospora pseudocomata, 4477 nucleotides. RefSeq lists its product as uncharacterized. Lineage: Eukaryota; Fungi; Ascomycota; Sordariomycetes; Sordariales; Podosporaceae. The record is from RefSeq and is a predicted model, not a curated record. The transcript has 2 exons. The coding region runs from base 377 to 3634 and encodes 1085 amino acids.
ACUGCCCAGGACCUUCCUCGGCCGCAAGUGAUACACACGAACAGACCUUGUGGUUCUCCGCUCUUUCGGACGCAAGCCUGGAGCAGAUACCCGGAACGCCGUGACGCCCACUCACUCGGCGCUUGUUUAGAUCUCAAGCGUUUGCCCUCAUAGAUGCUUUAAGCCGUUCCCAACUUUCCCACCGUUCAUGGCUGUUCGGGGAACCUGUUUCUUCUUGCCCGAACGACUCCUGUCUUCUUUCACGAGCUUUGCCAGCCCAGCCGACACCUUGAGAGUCAACACCGUUGGUACUACCAUAUAAUACCUACUGCCAGUCUUGGACAUUGGAACAACAAGCAAGCUGUGCCGUAGUCGCUGCAACCUUGACAACGGCAGAAUGGCCCCCCAGAAAGUUGCCAGCGUGCGCCACAAAUCGAGGCCAUCAGCACGACUUGCUCCCUUCCGCGACGACAGCAGUCUGGUAGCGCUGCGGUACGAGCAGACAAAACAAGCAGAGCCCCCCAUUCCCCUUCCACCACCGAGAAAUCCUCGCCGCAUAAUGCAUCGCCCUGCGUCGACCAUCGCAUCGUCCUCCCCGAGUUCGCCAAUCACCAUCAACCCCCCACCUGUUCCACCGCCGCAAGAAGAGCACCCUCUGUUCCGCACCCAGCCAUCACCCCGGUCCCCAGCAGACGAGUGGAAGAGAGACUCGGGUCUGGCGCCGACAUCUUCUUCGGUUACGCUCCGAGAAGAAGGUGCUGAAGAUCCUGGGUUUCAAAAGUUCCUCGAGGUUAUCGAUGACGCGGCAUCGGUAUACUCCUCUGACGAGCAGCAGAACGGCCGAAAGGACGCGUCUCCGAUCCUAGAUAUCUUUCCCACUCCACCUCUGCGUAUCUCGAUUCCUCCUCGUCGCUCCGAGUCUGAGUGUGCGCCCCAGGACAACGGAAUUGUAUCACCUAGCCAGACCACGGCGCCGGCAUCGCCAGUGACACCAACACGUCAAACGUCUCUCACCAAGAGAAUAGGCCAAACACUAGGACUCCGCUCCAAGUCGGAAGGGUCGAAACGGUUGCUAAAAAAGAUGCUUGGCGACGACAAGGCUGCAGCUGCAACGGCCGAGGCUGGUCAUGGAACAGCCAUGCGGGGCGUGCCGGGGCCGCUAGAAUCGCCUAAACUCCCCGUGCUCCCCAGUUCUCCCACUACCCCAGCAGGGGCCCCUGUCUUGCGCGGCAGCUCUAACAGGGGAAACAUUCCUGCAACAUUAGGAUCUUCUGCAACAGCCACAACUCCCACAACCCCAACAGCUCCUACAACUCCUGCAAAUACAGGAGACACCACUUUCAUGCCUCUCGACACGCCCAUUCCCGCCGACAGCCUGUGGGACGACCUCGGUGACCUGUCCUUCUCCAAGAGAGGCAGCAUCAUGUUUGGCGGCAAAAGUGACCCAUUCAAGAUGUUGAAGGCCGCCGGCGCGACCAGCUCGGCGGCAGCUCCCGCGACAGCGACAGUAAAAGAAACCGCGACACCGCUCUCGACGACGACGACGAAAUCCCCCGACGCGGCGGCCACGACGGUAUCCAGCGACCGCCCUCCCACCGACUCGGACACGAUCACGACAACCCCUGAGAAGACACGCUCGUCGACGCACACCACCACCCUGUCGGUACCGAGCAUUCGCGUCCUGCCGGUAGAUGUAGAGAGGGAAUCACAAAAGGUGAGAUCGCUCUAUGAAUCGUCUGGCGAGGGCUGUGGCUUGAACUGGGAGGAUGGGGGGCACGUGUCGUCGUCGUCGUAUGGUUGCGGCGUCGGCAGCAACACCACCAGUGUUGUCGAUCAGCAUCAUCAGCAUCGGCGCCUCGAGCCUACAGUGGAAGUCCCAUCCGAAGAGGAAGAGAUAGCAGUUGUAUCUUCUUCUACUCCUCCCUCUUCAAGUCGGGUACCAUCAAGCGCAGCCGGUCAGCAACAGCAAGCUCAGCAACAGCAGCAAGCGCCAAGCGACCGUCUCUCAGCGCGUACUACUCCAGCGUCGAAUACACCACGGUCGGCCAGUUCCUUGUCUCCGCUACGAGAUAGCCACGCUUCUGCCGCGGUCACGAGGAGGGAAUAUGAAAGGGCGGGUGGUAUUGAGGACUGGGAGGAUGUAGGGUUUUCGGAUGUGGAUCGGUAUGGGUUCAUCAGCCAGCGCCCACCUGCAAGACCGGAAACGGCGAGGGCUGGGACCCCAGAGUUGAGGUCGGCGCAGAUGCCGCCUAGAAGGAGGAACGUGCUGACCAAGAGGCCCAUGACGGCUUAUUCCGCCACCGGGGGUGGAGGUGGUAGUUUGGGGGGUUACAUUCGACCACCAAGCAGGAAGGUUUCGACGAGGUCACUCAACACUUUUACGAGCGAAUUCUCGACUCUGUCAAGGAGAUCGACGAGGAGCUCGAUCAGAUCGGCGACGAAUCGGUUGCCGCAUAAUAGGGAUCGGAGGUGGAUGGAUGAGGCGGGGGACAUGCUUGCUUUGCAGGCGGGACUGACGGGGAUCAACACGGAUGAUCAUGGGGAUGGGGGAGGGGUGGGGUUUGCCAGCAACGUCGGGGUGAACGGGGGGAAGAACACGGAGGCACAGAAACGUAAGGAGUUGGAACGGGCCGAGAAGUGGAGGAAGAUGGCGACUGUUGUGAAUAAGAAGGCUGGGUCGUCGUCGUCGGCCUCACAGCCAAGUAGUCAGGGGCAGGGGAUGGAUUACGAAUUCGACACCAAAAACGCAAAGUUGAUUGACAGGACCUGGAAGGGCAUCCCGGACUGCUGGCGGGCGGCGGCGUGGUAUUCCUUUUUGGCCACGAGCGCCAGGCAGUGGAAGAGCACCGAGACGGACGACUACUUGAUUGCCGAAUUUACGAGGCUGCAGCACGAGAGCUCGCCGGAUGAUGUGCAGAUUGACCUGGACGUGCCGAGGACGAUUAACGGGCAUAUCAUGUUCCGCAAGCGGUAUCGUGGCGGUCAGAGGCUGCUUUUCAGGGUGCUGCAUGCCAUCUCGCUUUUUUUUCCCGAGUUGGGCUAUGUGCAGGGGAUGGCGCCCCUUGCGGCGACGCUGCUGUGUUAUUUUGACGAGGAGAGGUGUUUUGUCAUGCUGGUGAGGAUGUGGCGGUACCGCGGGCUGGAGCACCUUUACAAGCCCGGCUUUGCGGAGCUGAUGGGGGUGCUGGAGGACUUUGAGAACAGGUGGCUGGCCGGGAAGGACGUGGCGGCCAAGCUCAAGGAGCUGGCGAUUGAUGCCACGGCGUAUGGGACGAGGUGGUACCUGACGCUGUUCAACUUGAGCAUUCCGUUCCCGGCGCAGCUGAGGGUGUGGGAUGUCUUUAUGCUGCUGGGGGAGUGCCCGCCUCCAAAUUAUGAGGAGCAGCAGCAGCAGCUGGGGGAAAAGGAAAAGGGGAAGGGACCCGGGUUGGGAGCCACGGGUGUGCCAAAGGGGCUGGAUAUCCUGCAUGCCACGAGUGCGGCGCUGAUUAAUGCGUUGAGGGAUGUGUUGCUUGAUUCGGACUUUGAGAACGCGAUGAAGGCGCUGACGGCUUGGAUUCCGAUUAAGGAUGAGGAUUUGCUCAUGAAGGUUACGAGGGCCGAGUGGAGGGUUCAUCAUAAGGAGGGGGGUGGGGGGAGUAAGUGGAAGAUGUGAGGAGUUCUGUUGGAGGGCCUUUUUUUCUAUUCAUUUUCUUUUCUCUUGGGUCGUUUUUUGUUUGUUUGUUUGUUUGUUUGUUGGUUGGUGCCUGUUGCUCGAAAAGGAGAUUGACAGGACACACAGGCAUUUUUUUCUGUGCAGACAAGUUUGAUACCCCCCGUUUACUUUUUUUUUUGUUUCUCUGAUACGAGAUUUGUUUAUUCCCCCCUAUUGCGAUUUGGUUUGAGCGUUUUUGUUGUUGUUGUUGUUGUUGUUGUUGUUGUUGUUGUUGUUGUUGUUGUUGUUGUUGUUAUUGUUGUUAUUGUUGUUGUUUUUUAUUUUCGGUGUGUGGUUCUUGUCUUGUUGUUGUGGGAUAGAUUGAGGAAAGUGAGAGAUGGAUGCUUUUGAUGGAAUGUUUUCUGCCCCUAUUUCUCUUUUUAAUGUUAGCUUGACUGGUUAGUUAGCUGGUUAGGUCGUCCACGUCCUUUGACAGGACUUGUGCGUUUCUUUUGUCUUUGAACGAUGGUGUGGAUGAGUGGUGAUGAGAUGGUGAUGUUAUAACUGUUGGGGUGGGAUGGAUGGUGGAUGGGUAGGGUGAGGUUGAUGCGGUUGCCGGAAGAGAGGGUGAGAAGUAAAAGAAUGUAAAUACAUACAUACCUAUGAUACUGACACCUGAAUUUAUGGAUCAUUCGAGGUGCUGGGUCAAGUGUGUGGGUGUUGUGCGUGGUCGGUUUCUCUGAGAGAGACUGUUCACAGGUUGGUCUGCAGGGUGUCUUGUAUCUAUUGUCUAUUAUCUAGAUUCAAAUGGAGCUGUCGAACUCUUGACCAUUUGUGGUAUCGAGAAGAUGCCAUAGUUUCCUC